AUGUGGGUUUGGAGCGCAGCGACAAGAUCUCACUUCCCCGCGAUCGAUGUGAACCAGCCGUCGGCACUGGCGCCGGAGGUGGAGGUGUCGUCACCGAACAGCACGCUGUCGAGCGUGAGUGGGAAGAGGAGCGAGAGAGGUGAGGACGAUGCCGGCGCAGGCAUCAGGGCGGGAGAUGAGGACGAAAGCGCCGGUGGAGAGGCGGGGAGGAAGAAGCUGAGGCUGACCAGGGAGGAGGCGACGGUGCUGGAGAAAGCGUUCGAGGAGAAUAGCACGCUCAACCGGUGA
Thlaspi arvense is the source of this 288-nucleotide messenger RNA. The record is from the annotation of a GenBank genome assembly. Lineage: Eukaryota; Viridiplantae; Streptophyta; Magnoliopsida; Brassicales; Brassicaceae.